This is a messenger RNA of Ascoidea rubescens DSM 1968, 1311 nucleotides long. RefSeq lists its product as uncharacterized. The coding region runs from base 1 to 1311 and encodes 436 amino acids. The transcript has a single exon. The record is from RefSeq and is a predicted model, not a curated record. Gene Ontology annotation, biological process: autophagosome assembly; autophagy. Gene Ontology annotation, cellular component: phagophore assembly site. NCBI's taxonomy places the organism in Eukaryota, Fungi, Ascomycota, Saccharomycetes, Ascoideales, Ascoideaceae.
AUGGAGCACAACCUACAGUUCAGAAUAACAAAACCUCUCUUCAAGCAGUCUGUCAGGGGCAUACUAUCCACCAUCUUCUUCCAGAGACUAGUUGGUCAAAUUGAUCCCAACAUCGACCAGUUUCUAUCUGUCACUUAUCCAACAGCAAAACUACAAACCUUGGACAUUUUGAUAGAUGAUAAGGUUGACCAACUAUACAACUAUAUAGAUGCUUUGUCCAAUGAGGAUUUUCACAACAAUAACAUACUUGUCAACAACAAUAGUAACCACAACGUUUUAACCUCCUAUGAUAACUUAUCGACCUCGACUGACAGCUCAAGUUUUAUUAAUAAUGAUUAUAAAAUCUGCAAAAUAUCGGUCAAAUUUUAUGAGGUCAAACAAAAAAUCGUCAAGAUAUAUAAUAAUCCUAAUAAAAAUGACUCUAACAAAUCAAAAUCAAAGUCAAAGAGCAAUUGGAAUAUACUAACAAAAUUGUAUGAUCCAUCUUCUUUCCUUUCAAAUGAUAAAACCUCCUCAAAUAAUACCACCAAUUCUAAUAAUUCCAAUGACAGAAAUAUCACUGACACCAAUAAUGACACAAAUCUAAAAAUAAUAAAAGAAGAUUAUAAAGAAUGUUGGGAAACUUGGAAUAUCAAAAUAAAAGUCUUAUCUGACUUUGAGUCUCCAAGCGAAAUUAAUAAUCUAACUCUAAAUAUCAAUAAUUUAUCUUUCAACAACAAUAUUAACAACAACAACAACAACAACAACAACAACAACAACAACAAUAAUAAUAAUAAUAAUAAUAAUAAUAAUAAUAAUAAUAAUAAUAAUAAUAAUAAUAAUAAUAAUAAUAAUAAUAAUAAUAAUAUCCUACUCAAUAGUAACAAUAAUAAUAACAAUUACAAUGAAUACAACAACAACAACAAUAACAACAAUUUCAAUGACGAUAAUAAUUUCAACAUAACAUUUAAUGAUCCACGCAUGAAUAACAUUGAUAACCAGUUAAUUCCAAAUAUAACUUCAAAUAUAACCUCAAAUUUAACAACACAUUUAAUAUCCAACUCCAACUCCAACUCAAAUUCUAUAGAAAGUGAUUCAAACGAAUUAAUUUAUUUUGCAAAUGAAUUUGAAAACAUUUUAUUACAGAUAAUAUCCUCAACUGAAUCAACUUACGACGAUAUUCCUCCAAUAUACUCCACAGAUUGCUCCCCUUUUCCCUAUUCAAUAAUAGUUAAUGAUUCUCAAAAUGCUUCCUCUUCCUCUAUAAUAAAUAAUAGUGACGAUAAUUGGAGUGAAUUAAUCAAUAAAAUGGUUCCCGAUCCAACUUCCUAA